Messenger RNA from Neltuma alba, 1386 nucleotides. RefSeq lists its product as uncharacterized. The record is from RefSeq and is a predicted model, not a curated record. The transcript has 8 exons. The coding region runs from base 186 to 1214 and encodes 342 amino acids. Lineage: Eukaryota; Viridiplantae; Streptophyta; Magnoliopsida; Fabales; Fabaceae.
UCCGUGUCAGUAGGAGACUGAGAGCCAACAAAACGCUGAGGCUCAGGAAAAUAGCGGGUCUGCAUGACACAAGUGGCUCAUUCAUAGUCAGAUAUCAAUCAUCGACGGAGCGAAUUGAAGGCGGAGUUCAUUGAGGGUGGUGCUUAAUCGUUCCCACGGCUCUUUGACUUCGCUGGCACGCAGCUAUGGCCUCCACUAUACACUGCAAUUCGCUUCGUUUGAGCAGACCAUCUCACACCACAAGACCCUUGACCACCUUUUCCUCAUCGAAACCUUUGGUCGCAAGUCUUAGCAAUUCGGUUUGUGCAAAUUCGAAGGCUUUAAAGACAUCGACUUCCAGGCGGAAUAGGGUUCUUUCUGCUGUUGUAUCUGAAGAAAAUGCAGUUGGAUCGAGUUUCUCUGAUACUGAUGUCUUCAAAUUGACAUACUUAGAGGGAAAUAGUUGGUUGUGGAAUGUAGGCGGUGCAAAUAUUUUGGUUGAUCCAAUUUUGGUGGGCAAUUUGGAUUUUGGAAUUCCCUGGCUAUAUGAUGCUGCUAAGAAGCUUCUCAAAAAAUUCCAGCUUAGUGAUCUUCCUGAAAUUAAUUAUUUACUCAUCACACAAAGCCUUGAUGAUCACUGCCAUUUGAAGACCUUAAGACCCCUCUCAGAAAAAUCUCCUAACCUUAAAAUCAUAGCAACUCCCAAUGCCAAGGAAUUGCUGGAUCCUCUUUUCAAAAAUGUAACAUAUUUAGAACCUGGACAGACCUCUGAUAUUGAAGCAAGUAAUGGUUCUAGGAUCAGAGUUAAGGCUACUGCAGGGCCAGUUCUUGGACCUCCUUGGCAACGCCCUGAGAAUGGGUAUAUUGUUGAAUCCCCACAAGGUCAAUUGACUCUUUACUAUGAACCCCAUUGUGUAUACAAUCAGGGUUUCAUUGAGAAGGAACAAGUAGAUAUUGUGAUCACACCAGUUAUAAAGCAACUUUUGCCUAAAUUCACUUUGGUUUCUGGACAGGAAGAUGCUGUGAAACUAGCAAAGUUGCUUCAAGCCAAGUUCAUCGUGCCAAUGAAAAAUGGAGACCUAGAUAGCAAAGGGCUUCUUGCAAGCCUAGUUCGGGCAGAAGGAACUGUGGAAUCAUUCAAGGAGCUCUUAUCAAAAGAGUUGCCAGCAGCAAAGGUUUUAGAGCCCACCCCUGGAGUGCCGCUAGAAAUUUCAGCAAAUUCAAGCCUACAGUAAUGUUUUCCUCUUGCCCAAACCUGUAACUUCAGGAUGAUUAUAGCUAGCUGAUGGUCAAACAUGAUGUAACAAAGACAUUAUAUAUUAUGUAAUUAAAAUAAAAUGUUCGGUAUUAAAACUUCUUGGGUUUCUGUUCUAUCUAUAACUGAAAAGCCAUUGGUUCUCCAUAAAA